Dermacentor silvarum is the source of this 3856-nucleotide messenger RNA. RefSeq lists its product as uncharacterized. The transcript has 3 exons. The record is from RefSeq and is a predicted model, not a curated record. The coding region runs from base 70 to 1602 and encodes 510 amino acids. Lineage: Eukaryota; Metazoa; Arthropoda; Arachnida; Ixodida; Ixodidae.
UUCUAUUGUGAGCAGCAGUGGCCAAACACACUCGCGCAUGCGCGACGACCACGGAGCCCUCGUGGGGUUAUGUUCAGAGGUCGAUUACUCCGCAACGCAUUACGACGCCUGCUACGGUUGCUGAUGGCGGUGCGGAGAUCGUCAAGGUUGCUGGCCCUCACGGUACUGCUCCUCAGCUGCACUGGUGUCCUGCUAUUCCUAAGAUGCAGAAACAUCUGUGCCACGUGGCUGACGGCGACAAGCUCGGUUUGGCCGACUGAAUCCCUUGCUCGUACAGUUUCACCGGCCACCAACUCGGCCCCGGACCUGAAUUGGACAACCUGUCCAAGCACGAAUGAAGUUCAAUCGGAGCACCACUUCCGCCUUUGGGAUGAAAAGCUUGCGAAAGCACUGCGCCUUUCUGCUCAAGGACCUCCUAGGACGGAGCGGGAGUCAUGGCACGCUGUAACAGACAACAUCCACAUCUUCUCUGCGUUCCUUGUCACCACAAAAGAGCGCGCGAUCCACAUCACGAGCCUCGUGCGAAGCCACGAGCCGAAAGUAAACGGCCCUCCCAUUCAACACCCGCCUCUGGUAUGCAUCAUUCGGACAUCCAACAGUACAAUACGACGUCAAGCCCGUAUCCAACUAGUCUGGACCUGGCUUAAUCCGAGCUUCAAGAAUGCCCUGAUCCUGUGCCCGCCGCUGAACGAAACGACUCUCGCCGAUGAAGACAUUCGAGUGGCAGUCGCCGUUCGAGGUUCUCUCAUGAGUUCUUUGCGAUGGCUCCAGCUGCAUCGGCCGCCAGAGAGGGUCGAAAGGAAGUGUUGUGCCGUGUGCGUCAGGCCGUCCUACGGAUCCUCCAUUAGCCUCUGGAAGAUUGUCGAGUUCAUCUCGCACUACAGACUCGUGGGAGUGAGCACGUUCUACUUCUACGACCUGCAGAUGUCGUCGGACACUAAGCUCCUCCUGGCAAGGCUGCAGUCCGCAGGAGUCGAUGUGACCCUCGUCCCGUUCAAGCUCAUUGCUGACACUGCUGACGUCCACGCACACGGCCAGAUGCCGGGUCUCUACGACUGCAUCUUCCGGUCCAUGUCCAGAACGGAGUACUACAUCCACGUAGACAUUGACGAGCUGAUGGUUCCGCUACGGCAUUCCAUCAUCCCGGCCAUGGUCCAGGAGUUGGAACGUGAAGGCAACGGUUCCGUCACAAGCUUAGUCGUCAGAAGCAGGUACUAUUGCUCCGAAUACCCUCUGAACUUGCAAUAUUCCAGGCUGGAGGACCUGCCCCUUCAAACAAGACUGUUCACCUACCACUCCGUGGACCUGUAUCAGGCGGACUUCACGAAGCACAUUGCUCGCUCCAGGUCGGUUUGUGAAGCAGGUGUUCAUAGGGUCAACCAGCACUGCACAGGAUACAAUCAGCUCCUUGUGGACAGUUCGGUGGCCUUCAUUAACCACUACAGACGCUGCUGCGAGUUCACGCCAGAAAGCGCUGUGCACAAAUGGAACAUCUCCCUUUGGAACAUCAGUCACCUUGCUGUUCACUACUCAUUCAUGGAGCUUUCAAUGCGUAUUGAAAGUGAUCCGGUAGUGAGGACGAUAAGGAAUCUAAUACCUUAAGAUCAGGGCCAUUGAUCGACAGACAAAAAUUAGCUUCAGCUGUGUUAGUUAACCACCCUUCUACAAUACCAAAAAAAGUAGGGGUGUGCAAAUAUCAAAAUUUUCAAAUAUAGAAACGAAUAAUGAUAUGCACAUGCACUUAUUAUCAAGUUGAGCUAAUUUGUUAUGUUGUAACGUUGCAAUUACAUUGCCAAUGUUACAAAACUAGACUAGUAAGCUGUUAUAACGCAUUGUGUAUUUGGCUCAUGCUAACUGGGAUAAUUCUGUAAUUCCCACUAGCUGUCCUCGCCAGCCUGUGCCUUAUACCGCAUCAAAUGCCCGUAAACUCGGAGGCAUUUGACCCUGUGCCAGUCUUCACACAUCGCACUUGCUGUCAAGCAAUAAGCUUAGAAUUGGUGGUGGCGCUGCAAAAAAAGUGCAUCCUUGCUGCCCGCAAGCCCGUGCCCCUUGCUAUUGAGAGGCUUGCUUUCCCGCAAAGGUUACGCGUUUAGUGGCUAAGUGUGCUUUACAGGCCAAAUUUCGCCAACAAGAAAUUAUCGCAACAUUCAGCACAAUGUCGCCUCAAUAUUCUUAGAUUAGAUAGAAACAAAUGCCAAGAACCGUGUUUGCUCCCACACGGCCAGCAAUAUAUGCGAUUUGAUUUGAAUAUUCGCAUCCAACCGAAUAUUGGAACAUUUUCCAAUAUCUAUUUUUCGAAUCGACUUCGAAUAUUAAAUAUAUUUGAUAGUAUUCAAACUUCUCGAAUAAUCAUACACUCCUACAAAAAAGCCACUCUUAUUGUGAGAAGAGUAUUUGUAAAUCACAAAAGAGGGAAAAAGAACUAAACAUGGGGGUCUAUGUCACAUAUGGUUAACUCCUGCACCAGCUCUUCGUGACGUCAUGAAUUUUGAUGCCCUCUGCUUAGGCCUAGUGCAUUUCUUACUGGUGAAAGUGGACCACGUUGUAUUCUAGAGCGGCCAAAGACUAAACGUAGCCUGUUUGAAGAAUGUUUGCCGAGGCACAAUGGUCGAAAUACAUACGUAAAAAAUAGUUUGAAAUUCGAGACACUACUCAGACGUACCGACCCUGAAGUUUCGGCACGAAAUUCAGCAAAUUUGAACUUUGACCUUCAUAUUCUCUUCUAAUAAUUAACCUAAUACUACGAAUUUAACGAAAAUAGAGUUUCGAAAAAAUGCUCUAUUAGUCUAAACUGAUUUAGUGUUUCUCUUUCGUGUCUCUUUAAGAGUGUUGACAAUGCCAACAGGAAUAAAACAUAAAAAAUCUCCUUUUGGGCCCUGUUUUACACAAAGGUCAUAAUCACUGCUUCUAGAUGAUAAAUGGACCCUUUUCAUAAUUGUAAAGCUAAAGCUAGCUUUCCUGUGAGGCAGUGUGUCGAGCUAACGAAAGUUAAGCAUUCUUGCAAUGAGUGCACACGAGCAGUUUGCUUGCCUUAUGACGCUAAAAAUGCAGACAUGGUUCCUGUGAUGAAACCAUGUGCAAGAGACAAGACCUCUAUUCGAUCCAUGACCAGUGCUGCUAUCAGUCGGGCCAACGGGCAAUGUAGAAAAGAGUGCUUGCAAACAAGGAAAAGGGUUUAUUCAUAGUAAUUUAAUCAAUAUGUCACAUGACCAGAGCGCACAGGAACAUGAGUAUUCAGCAGGCCACAGAAUACGAAUAAAAGUGCGUUUAGACUUCCACGGCAUAGAGGAAGUGUGAUGAAGGUGUGAUGAAAGUGUGAGAUAGACAGAUGCGGGUGUGCAACUCUGCAGAAAAGAAAGAAGAGUGCAUUUGUAGAGGGGUGAGCCGCUGCCUUUCGUUGUUGUUGCCAGCGACUUUGGACGCUGCAGCCUGGGUGCUUGCUUUGGUUAAGCGUGAUGACGCCUGUAAGGGAGAUUUCAUGGCACACAGCGGCAUAUCACAACUCAGGCCAAUGACCCAACAAAAAGUGCCUGUCUCCUGUGCCACGACAACCAACUUAGCACCACAUUGCUCUAUGCUGCAGUCAUCGCAACAACUGUGCGUGUGAUUGAUUGCCAGUUCCAGACCCAGACAAUCGUUUACCAUUUCUACUGCCAAGUGCAGACAAUGAGACCCUGCUCGUGCGUUUUAGUUACUGAGAAAUGAUAAUUUAACAUAUCUUGCUGGCACAUUCAGCAAACAUAGCCUGGCAUCCAAACGAACCUCUAUGAGUUCAGAGUUGUCAUGCACUAUUUUACAACGGUCCUUCUUUAUAUGCGUCUUGUACGGUCAUUGUACAUAAAAAGUUUUUGUGUUC